AUGACCGCCGUCUUGUUUAUUUCUGCUAUUCUCCUCCCGCUCCUUUCCCACUGCAGUUCCGAAAUUUCGGUUCCCGUCAUUUCUGGUCGUUCCUACACUUUACAACUGGAAUAUCAAAAUGCGGAUGGAACGAAUUCGAAGAAAGCGGAAGGUAUUAAGCGACAACUGUUUGAUGAGACUGGCGGCAAAUGGCAAUACUUUUGGUUUUGUGGAGGAGCAAAGAAGACAUGUGGAAAGUGGGUGGAUGAGAAAAACAAAACUAUCCCCUCCGGCCCCAAAGUAACAAAAACCAGCGAGGGCGCCGUGAUCUCUAACAUGCAAAUUCGGGAUGCCGGAAAGUAUGCUCGUCUUCCAGAGGAUCCAAAUGCCCUCACCGCCGAGUUACAACAAGUCGGUGUAUAUGUGCAGGACGGGCCAACUACAGCAGCACCGGGAAAAGUUUAUAAGUAUUGA
Molecule: messenger RNA, 453 nt
Organism: Caenorhabditis remanei
Lineage: Eukaryota; Metazoa; Nematoda; Chromadorea; Rhabditida; Rhabditidae
Exons: 2
Coding region: 1-453 (150 amino acids)
Source: RefSeq, a predicted model, not a curated record